Ictalurus punctatus (channel catfish) is the source of this 4928-nucleotide messenger RNA. RefSeq names its product inositol hexakisphosphate kinase 1 (gene ip6k1). The record is from RefSeq and is a predicted model, not a curated record. The transcript is spliced from 6 exons. NCBI's taxonomy places the organism in Eukaryota, Metazoa, Chordata, Actinopteri, Siluriformes, Ictaluridae. Gene Ontology annotation, biological process: inositol phosphate biosynthetic process; phosphatidylinositol phosphate biosynthetic process. The coding region runs from base 1224 to 2510 and encodes 428 amino acids. Gene Ontology annotation, cellular component: cytoplasm; nucleus. Gene Ontology annotation, molecular function: inositol hexakisphosphate kinase activity.
ACUAAGUCCUCAUACAUUACGAUUUUAGCUGGUGCACCGAGGUGUGCUUGCUAAUAAAUUGAUUUGUCCACCCCUUUGUGUUUGUGAUGUUGGAACACAAUAGGAUUUGGUGGAGGGGUGGAUUGUUUCUGAAAUGCUAACUUUGAUUAAAUCAGUUGGUAAACUGGCUUUCCAUUUGGUAGUAAUGGUUUAACUGUGCUGGGAAUUUUGAUUUAGAGUCAGUCACCUUUCUCUUGUUACAGCUCUUCUGUUCAAUCUAAUUCCUGCACUUUGGCAAUUAGAUUGUGUUGUGCUGUGUGACCUUGACAAGAUUGUGUGUCUGCGUGUAUCUUUGUGUUUCUGCAUGUAUCUGUGUGUAACUUUUUAUUCGCAGAGUUUGUUUUGGUGCAGCUGUUUUUUGUUUGUUUGUUUGGCUCAGAUGGAAUGUAAAAGAAAAGAAGUCAUCCUGUUGAUUUGGUGUACAGUGAUGCUCAUGUUUAUUAGUUACUGGAUUAAUGAGAUCUGAAGAGAUUUGUAUGUUCAACACGUGAGCUGAAUGAGGUAGGAUGCUGAACUCCUGGAAUCCGACACUCCUGUUCUACAGGAUUUAUUAUUAAUAAUUAGUUGUUAAGAUAAUGUGUUUUCUUCCCCUCAUGAAGAAGCCCUUGUUACGACUGAGUAGAAAUAUGGGUGACGUGGCAAAGCAUAUAAUGAGUAACCACAAUGUAAAUGUAUGACCGCUAUGCUUGAAGCGCCGCACGUUUCACAGCCUGAUCUUACUCCUCCACUGCAGCUAUGUAAUUCACGAGGCUAGGCCGAGUCGGUGCCAAGACAUUUUAUUCCCACUGCCGAGUGCUGGUAUAGUGUCUCCAGUUCUUUUUAUAACCAUUGAUGAAACUUGCACGUGUAGCACACCCGGUUGGGGAAGGAUUACAUUUUCGGUCUGAUUAAAAGGGUUGUCCUGAUUUGGAAUUGGAGCAGUGCGGGGAUGCUUUGAUGCCAGACGUCUGGGAGGAUAGACGGCCCGCACUUUUGAUGGGGAGCAGCUUGAUGAGGCAGCGGUAAGGGCGUGUCCCAACGCUCUUAGCGCCGGGAUUGAUUGGCUGGUGGGCGUGGCCGGCGGGCUGGCUCCUCCCCCUCCCGGCGGCAGUGUGCGCUCCCAGCCGCCGCCCCCUUGCGCCCCACGCUCGCCUGGCUUGCGUGCCCGAGCCCAUGCCCCCAGCACCACGCGGCUGGUCAGCGCCAUGUGCGUCCCGCACACCAUGGAGGCGGGCAAACACCACAAUGCAUCGGACACAGGCCAGGGUCAGGGGCGUGGACAUGGUGGGCGCGGUGGAGGGGUGCCACUCGAGCCCUUUGUCCACCAGGUGGGCGGCCAUACCAGCAUGAUGCGCUACGAUGAUCACACCGUCUGCAAGCCACUCAUCAGUCGCGAGCAGCGCUUUUAUGAGUCUCUGCCACCUGAGAUGAAGGAGUUUACACCAGAAUACAAAGGUGUGGUGCUGGUGUGUUUCGAGGGUGACCUGGACGGCUACAUCAACCUAGUGGCGUACCCUUACGUGGAGAGCGAAGGCCUGGACCACGAAGAGAUGCCCGAGAGGGACCAACCGCGGCGGAAACACUCGCGCCGCAGCCUGCAUCGCUCCAGCAGUGACCAUAAAGAGGACAGAGCGGCCCACGAAAGCGACAGCAACGACAAUCUGCAAGAGCUGAAGAGUCCACGCCUGGACUUGCAGAUCUACUCUGACGUGCCCUUCCAAAUGCUGGACGGCAACAGCGGCCUGAGCUCAGAAAAGAUCAGCCACAACCCCUGGAGCCUGCGCUGCCACAAGCAGCAGCUCAGCCGCAUGCGCUCCGAAUCCAAGGAGAGGAAGCUCUACAAAUUUCUGCUCCUCGAGAACGUAGUACACCACUUCAGCUGCCCCUGCAUCCUGGACCUGAAGAUGGGCACACGGCAGCACGGCGACGAUGCCUCCGAGGAGAAGGCCGCCCGUCAGAUGAAGAAGUGCGAGCAGAGCACGUCUGCCACUCUGGGCGUGCGCGUGUGCGGGAUGCAGGUGUACCAGAUGGACACGGGCCACUACCUGUGCCGCAACAAGUACUACGGCCGAGGUCUGUCGAUUGAGGGUUUCCGCCACGCGCUCUACCAGUUCAUGCACAACGGUACCGAGCUGCGCCGGGACCUUUUCGAGCCCAUCUUGAGCAAGCUGCGCAGCCUCAAAGCCGUGCUCGAGCGUCAGGCCUCCUACCGCUUCUACUCCAGCUCUCUGCUCAUCAUCUACGAAGGCAGGGAACCCGAGCGGGCCGAGGCAUCCUCCGAGAAGGAAAUCGCCGCCGGGUGCCAGUCUCCUCUGCCCCUGGACCCGCCCCCUGCCCCAAGCAUCGACGUGCGCAUGAUAGACUUUGCCCACAGCACCUUCAAAGGCUUCCGGGACGACCAGACGGUGCACGACGGGCCCGACCGGGGCUACGUGUUUGGACUCGAGAGCCUCGUCAACAUCCUUGAAACGAUCUGUGCGGAGAACCAGUAACCGAAACGGAUCUUUCACUUUUGUGUUUUUUUUUGUUUUUUUGUUUUUGGGUUUCAAACCCACUUCCUCCCUCCAUCCUCAAUUAUUUCUGUACUGUCUACAUGGUGGCAGCGACAAAACUGACGUUUCUGUGAACGGUGACGAUUUGAGACGUGCUGCAAGCAGUGAGGCACGGCGUCUCACUCUGCAUCUUUCAGCCAUCAGCACUCUGAGCACGAGGGUAUGACCAAGCUUUUCAAAGGGGGGGGGAGUUGGAGGUGACCUCUGGCUGGGUCUUUACUCGUGCCCCCCUUCAGAAUUGGACAGAAAUGGUAGGAAUGGCUCCAUGAAACAGGAGCUGGGAUCAUUUUGCUCGUCCUGUGGAUUCGUCGCCACCGUGUGGCCAUUUGAGGUUUUGCAGUCAGAUAAGAGGAAGCAGCCACAGCUCAGGGCAAGUCCAGGGUCAGGUCCUCUUUACAUUGUUGGGUUGGUGGAGGGAGAGUGUGUGUGUGUGUGUGUGUGUGUAUGUGUGUGUGUGUGUGGAGGAUAGUAAUGUUUGGGGAUUAAAUCCCCACUGCAGUAUUCCUACAGGGGCUCAGAAAAGGGAGCAGUUAUGAAAGCUUUAUGUAAAAUAUAGGUGGAAGGCUUACCUUUCCCUUGAUUAAAAAAAUGAGGUGAUUCCUGCCUUGUACUAUCAGUUACCAUCCACAGCCUAGCUGUGCAAACAAAAUCCUGUUUGAGGUCACAUGCUUUUUAAUAUAUAUAUAUAUUUUUAUUUUGAUCAUUUCUGCAGUUAUCCAUUUCAGUUAGAGCCAACAUUUUGCAUUUUGUCAUUUUUAGUUCAUUUAUUUUUUUUUUGCUUUUUUUUCUUUCUUUUCUUUUGUAUGAAAGUCCUUUCUUUUACGGUUUAUGGUAGUACUACCAGUCCUAGGCUAGUCUGUGGGACAGCGUGUGUGUGUAUAUCCGUAGACACCCUCUAUUUCUCUUAUUUCUCGCAAAUAUGAUUAUGUCGAAAGAGCUCCUUCCCAUUUUAUUAUUUUAUUUGAUUUGUUUUGCACUGUAGAUUCGGAUUCUGCUCUGAAAGCAUCUAGCAUGGUUCUUCAAAUCCCCGCUCCACCCUCACCUGCCGUUUUUAUUCCUGGUUUUUAUGAAUGUUUAUAAAUGACUCGCACAUCCACAUAGUAAACUUGUCCAUCAGCACAUGUAGCAACACAACUAGAGACUCCACCUUUUCUUCCCUUGUUUUUUUUUUUUUGUUUUGUUUUGUUUUUUUUUUUGCUCGUCGCGUCCCCUCUCCCGUCACCACUUGGUUAGGGUGUAGUGUGUGUGUGUGUGUGUGUGUGUGUGUGUGUGUGUGUGUGUGUAGAUGGAACUGUAGCCAUUGUCGUUUUUGGUGAUCAGUGGUUUCUUUUCCCUCUCUGGCACACCUCAGACUCGACUUUGUCUAGAUCGUCGUCUCUGCGUAAUCAGAAACGGCACGUCGUCCUGCACAUGCAUACUGUAUUGAUAUUAUCAGUGUAGUAUUGCGGUACUGUUGUGACCCCCGAACCUUUAUUAGAGAUCUGUUUGUAUUGUAAUCGAGAACUAAGAGUGGUCGUCACUUCUGAGUCUAGACUAGAUUAGAUUAUUUGUCUUGCGCUGGAUGUCACAGGAACGGGCCACUCUUUCUGCUCCAUCCUGGAGAAUGUACUCGGCACUCUUUCUGUCUAUUUUUCCACGCACAUCACAUCACAACGUAAAGGGAAAAUGCACCCCGAAACUGUUUUCAUAAUCAUUCGUCCAAGCGCAAAGCAUAAGUACUGCGAGUGCGACCUACACAUAUCUUCAUAUAACGGACCGUUUUGCUGUGCAGACACUUUUAACAAAGAGCAGUAAGAAAAAAAACAACCAGGAUUUCCAGACAGGUCUGGAUUUCUGUCCUGUUUGUGCUUUGUGAUCAUAGUUAGAACAUCUAGAUCAGCUCUAGUACACGUACGUGUGUGUGUGUGUGUGUGUGUGUGUGGGUGUAAAUACUUCCCAGGGUUCAUGUUUGUCCAGCCUUUCAGCGUUCGAGAGCUGUCCAGGAUAUGAAGGUUUUAAAAAGCGGUCACAAAUCAUUACCCUGUUGACUCUGACGGGUGUGGCUCCUGGCUUCUUGAGCGUAACAGAAAAGUCUGUUCUGUGCCAGGGCAGGAGAGAGAAGCGCUCACACGACUUAGCGGAAAAACCGAAGUUGCUGUCUUUUGUCUUGGGAAGAAAUCAAAAACAGGUCUCCUCUGUGGCGGAUGUUCUUAGUCUCUCCAUAGAUGUGAGAUUUGUCCAAAUAGAGAAAAAAAAAAGAUCCCCAAAAAAAGUAUGUAUUUCUCCCUUUGUUGUUGUUGCAUGGAUGGAUAUUUUUUUAAGGAAAAAAAAUAUAUAUGACAUCUUUGAAUGUGAGUUAUAAAUCAUUUAUUUAAGAAA